AUGUGCGCUCUCAUUCGGUCGCCGUGCACGGGCUGCGGUUUCGGGCGGGCCGUCGACUGUGCGGAGUUCUUGCGGAGUGAAUGCGACCCGGCCAUCAAAGCGUUUCGCGAGCUGUACUCUUAUGUAACAGACGUCUUUAUGUUGCGUCUUGGCAACAAGAGGGCGACCGUUACGUGUGCUAUGUGUGAAGGCUACUGCUGCAGCUACGUCGCACAAAGGCGGCUUAAUAUCAGGGGCCGGCUGUUCGAUCGCUGCAAAAUUAAGUCCACUCCGAACCUAGCGUCAGUCUACUUCACGGGCCCGAUUGCGGGGCCGCCUCUAUCCGAUCGAUCGGAACUUGGACUGGCGUCGUUGCGAUCAUGCGUCUCUUGCUUGUUACGGUCGCCGCACGGGACAGAGCGGUGCGUAAUAACCGCGGCAUGGAAACAUAUGACGGCCGGGUGCGCCGGCGAGUGCGUCCGUCGCUCCGCUUGCUGGAGUUUUAUGUUAAUGGCGGCCGAUAAAGCGGGGCCCGGGCUCUGCGACGCUCAUUUGCAUUCAUGGGCCCGCAACCCUUGCCCGCCCGCCGCCCGCGCAGCC
Messenger RNA from Iphiclides podalirius (scarce swallowtail), 579 nucleotides. The record is from the annotation of a GenBank genome assembly. Lineage: Eukaryota; Metazoa; Arthropoda; Insecta; Lepidoptera; Papilionidae.